AUAACGUGAAAUAUACUUUUCUUCUGGCAGCGCAGUGGACCCAUGAGAAGAGUUGUCGUUAAAAAAAUCACUGGACAAUCACUGUCUCACCCGGCUUGAAUUGAAGUCCUUUUGAUAAGGACCCACAGUGAAAAUGGCUGAAAAGGAGAGAGAGGUAAAGGCAACAUUGAGCCAGGAAUCUAUCAAAGUGAUUGGUGAAUGUGUGGGCGUGUCCUCUCUUAAUGAAGAAGUGGCUACCUUUCUUGCUGAUGACGUUACUUUCAGAAUUAAGAUGAUGAUACAGGAAGCAGCCAAAUUCAUGAGGCAUGCUAAGCGAGUGAAGUUAUCUACUGCUGAUUUUGAUCAUGCCAUCAGAGUUCAGAACAUUGAGCCAUUGUAUGGUUUUAGCACCGAGGAGCACAUUCCUUUCCGCUAUGCGAGUGGAGGAGGAAGAGAGCUUCACUUUGUUGAAGAGAAGGAAUUAGAUCUCUCUGAUAUCAUCAAUUCAUCCAUGCCUAAGAUUCCACUAGAUGUUAGUCUCAAAGCUCAUUGGUUAAGCAUUGAAGGAACUCAGCCUGCCAUUCCAGAAAAUCCACCUCCUGUGGACACACAUACCCAGAAAGUGGAAUCCCAGGAUGCAUUGCAUACCAAGAAACCUUCAGCCAAGGCAGAGAAGAAGUCUGGUAAAGGUGACAUGGGAAAGACUGCUGCUGCAUUGCUUGCAAAGGCUAAAGGUCUCACAUCAGAUCCGGUCAAACUCAAAGGUGUCCUUGUCCAUGAACUAUCUGUAGAGCAGCAGCUUUAUUACAAAGAGAUCACUGAAGCUUGUGUUGGUUCCUCAGAAACAAAGAGAGCUGAAGCACUUCACAGUCUAGCGAGUGACCCAGGCUUAUAUCAGGUGGUACCAAGAUUCAGUAUGUUCAUCGCCGAAGGAGUCAAGGUUAAUGUCGUCCAGAAUAACUUAGCAAUCCUUAUUUAUCUCAUGCGCAUGGUCAGGGCACUCAUGGACAACUCAACACUCUACCUUGAAAAAUAUCUUCAUGAACUGAUCCCAGCCGUAAUGACAUGUAUUGUGAGUAGGCAACUUAGUCUUCGUCCAGAUGCUGAUAAUCAUUGGGCUCUGAGAGACUUUGCAGCUAGGCUUAUGGCUAGUAUGUGUAGGAAGUUUAGUACAACAACAAACAACAUGCAAGCAAGAAUCUCAAAGACAUUUGAUGAAUCGGUCUCGAAGGACAAAGCUCCUCUUGCUACUAUCUAUGGAGCCUUGGUCGGUCUUGCUGAACUUGGCCCAGAGGUAAUGAAGACAUUGGUGAUUCCUAAAGUGAGGAUGUUAGGAGAACGUCUGAGGACCAUGUCUGAGAGUCUGAUUAUCAGUAACCCUGAUAAGAUAGCAGCAGAACAUCUCAAACAGCUUGUACAGAAACAUUGCGCACCAUAUUUGAAGGGAGUUAGAAGCACACCUGAUGUUCUUCAUGAAUACGAGGAGGAGUUUGGUUACCUAGGACCUUUUCUCUUCUCUCAUGUCACUAAGCUACGGUUUCAACCCAGCACUGCUACAACACACAGCGGCUCAACCCUGACAACAAGCAGACCUAUUAUACCAAUACCUCAGGGACGACCCUCUUCCAUCAUCACCUCUGGUAGAUCUCUAUCAUCAUCUAGCUUUAGCCCUAAGACACCAUCCCUACUUUCACCAACGGGAAGUAGUCUACAGAAAACCCUAUCCUCAGGAAGCACACCGUCUAGUCAACCAAAGUAUGUUCUGGUCUCUGCUACAGGAUCUGGGAGGAACUCAUCACAAACUAGUCCUGUUUUGAGCGGUCCUUCUACACCAACAUCCAGUGUCUUCAAGUUAAAUACCAAGUCAUUAUCAAAGUCCCUAAGCUCUUCACUCUCAUCAUCACUGUCCUCUAAUCAGACUAUUGUGAUGUCACCUUCAGGGACUGUCAAGACUGAGAGAAAGUCACCACCUGUUACAACCACUGCUUCAGGAACGACUAAUAUGCUGAUGUCUUUAGCUCAGGCUGCUACCAUGCAGACUCCCAUUAGAUCAUCAAGCAAUGAGGAGCAGUCUCAAGGAUCAUAGCAGAAACUGUACAGAUCUGCAUUUUGAGUUGUCCAAGUUAAUUGGGUGUUGAAGGACACUGCUGCAAUGCAAACACCCAAUAGAUCAUCUAGUAGGGAUUCUGAGUUUCAAGGAUCAAGAAAAAAGAUCAUAUUACAAUCACUGCAGUGUCAUAGGAGACCAGACACCCUGUGGAUCUAGCAAGAAUUUACCAUGAUUGUUGGGGAACCAAUUUUGCUUAGGUUCAUUUUGCAUGUAAUGAAGGCCACACUGGAGGAUCAUAGCAAAUUCUGUUGUUUACUCCUACACAAACGAUAUGCCUCUAGCACACAAUGCAAUGGGCAUUAUGUUUUACUUUCCCCAGAAAUGGGGGAUUAGAUUCAAAUUCCCGGGGGGACCACUUCCAUUGAUGAGUGGAUACCAGGCACGACCAUGCGGUUUCGAAAAGCACCCUAAACAAGGGAAGCAAGGCUUUUCCAGAUGAAUUGAAAAUGCUGGAAAAUGCAUCUCUUAACAAGUAUUUAGCUUGUGACACCCUACAAGUAUUGAAAACAUAUCCUCCUUUUCAGUAUUUUAAACAUCGUUUUUGACACCCUUAUAACGUUACAUAAGCCUAUACGUAACGUACUUGCCCACUCUUUCCCUUUUUACGCCUGGUCGCGCCUGGUAUCCACUCUUCAAUGGAAGUGGGCCCCCCGGGCGGCCUCUCGAGCUCUGGGAGGAAACAAAUGUGGCUCUGGAAAGUCGACCUAGAUCGGAUAUAUAUCGCUAUUACCAUAGUAGCAACCAGAAUUUUGCACACGAAACGCAUGUUGAAUGUUUCCGUUGCAGAUGCGAAACAAACAAAAAAUCUCAUGUCACACAAUUUGCAUUGCAGGACAGAGUUUAACUUCCAAAAUCAACUAACGUCGUAAAUAAGCGUUCCCGUUCUCCAACGAAAGGUCGGGAACGUGAGUCAGAACAGAAGCUAGAUAUUUUUGCAGGUUGAAAAUCUCCUAAUCCUUCCACCCCUCCCCCUUAAAAAAAAAGAAAAAAAGAAUUGUUCACAUUGCUAGUGAUACCCAUUACAGAAGAAGUUCACACUAAUUGAUCAUUUGUGAUCAGACUCUAUCUUUCACUAAAAUAGAAAAUUCAAGUGUUGAUAAUCAUGCUUCUAAAACUGAGAUGAUUGAUGUAAAAAUCACCUUUUAUGGUAAUUUUAAUAUGUGGUAAAUGUACAGAAGAAAUUUGUGAAAAUAAGAAUUUUGUCUAUUCCAAUCCAAAUCAGUGCAAUGUUUGCUCAAAACAAAGAAGUUUAGAGAGGCAUUAUAAUCAUGGUGCGAUAUAAAGUUUCACAAUACAUCGCAGUCUAGUAUCAUUAAAUUCAUUGAAGUUUGAUUGUUUGUAUAUAAUAAUCACAUUUUGAAGCCA
Molecule: messenger RNA, 3454 nt
Organism: Lytechinus pictus (painted urchin)
Lineage: Eukaryota; Metazoa; Echinodermata; Echinoidea; Temnopleuroida; Toxopneustidae
Product: transcription initiation factor TFIID subunit 6-like
Exons: 14
Coding region: 134-2065 (643 amino acids)
Biological process (GO): RNA polymerase II preinitiation complex assembly; transcription initiation at RNA polymerase II promoter
Cellular component (GO): SAGA complex; SLIK (SAGA-like) complex; transcription factor TFIID complex
Molecular function (GO): transcription coactivator activity; RNA polymerase II general transcription initiation factor activity; protein heterodimerization activity
Source: RefSeq, a predicted model, not a curated record